GUCGACUCAGCCCUCCUCACCUCCUGAUUGGCUGGCGGGAUUUUGCCAACUCGAGCCACGGAAUGUUGGACUAGCUUGCCACACCAGUUGAGGCUCAAAGAUGCUGGACUCUGCGUCAGGUAUUUCUCACCCUGUUGAGAAGAAGACGUAUUGGAUGAGAAUGGCCAGUGAGGGUCCCGCCAGCCUCCUGGGAACCUGACGGGCUCCUGCAGAGAGCCAAAGACUCGAGCAUCCAGGAGGGCGACCGUCCCGGGUGAACCAUGCUGUGAGGACCAACCGAACCGGACAUCGCAGCUGCUUUGUUUUGGGUGUUUUGUUCCUGUCGGCGGUGUGGAGUGUUACGAGAGGACUUAAAUCGGCGCAGCACCAUGGGAGCCUCCAGUGACAAGGCAUCCUGGCCCCGGACGCUGCUUGUCCUGCUGCUGUGCGCCGCCUGCGCUCUCUGCCAGGAAGAAUAUUCCGGAAACCACUCGGGUGAGGAUCACACCUUUGAGGGCUCGAUCCUGGACCCCUAUGACCACUUGAGGCCCCCGCAGCCAGAGUCUUCCCAUGGCUACGACGAGGACCAGAAUCCCGAGGAAGAUGACUACGACCCCUACGGGCCCGCCCCCACCCAGGUCACCAUGAUCACCGAGGACGCCUACCCUUACGUCACCCCCACGGAGUCACACUACGCCAAGGAGGACAAGCUGGGUCGGAGGAAGGUUCCGUUCCAGCACCGAGGACCUGACGCCGGGUCCUCAGAGGAGUCUGGUGGCGACGCGGCCCUCGGCGAGGAGGGUCCCACCGAGUGCGACUGUGAACCCGGAGAGCCGGGAUUCGCCGGGUUCGCUGGGCCCAAGGGCUUGCGAGGCAUGCAGGGUAAAAUGGGAGCGCCAGGGCAGCAAGGCAGAGAGGGUUAUAAAGGAACAAAAGGAGUACAAGGCCGAAGAGGAGAUGCUGGCCCUGUGGGUGAUCCCGGACCCGAAGGCGAAGAUGGAGGUUCGGGUUUCUUUGGCGGAAUGGGAGAACCAGGACUUAUAGGUGACCGGGGUGAGCGCGGAGAUCCGGGUCUGAAGGGCGAUUCCGGCAUGGAGGGACCGCGAGGAGGAGUCGGGGGAACCGGUAACACUGGUUCUCGCGGUGAUGCUGGCUCCCCGGGAUCAAGAGGAGGCAAAGGUCCCAAGGGUUCCGUGGGUGAAGAGGGCAAAGUGGGAGUUCAAGGACCAGAUGGACACAAGGGUCAGACUGGAGCACCUGGAUUCCCAGGAGACAUUGGCGACAGAGGAUACAAUGGUUAUUAUGGCCAGCCAGGUGGCCGCGGGCCCAGCGGACCAAAGGGUACCAAAGGUCUUGGCGGCAUUCCGGGCAUUGAUGGCGACCCCGGAGAAGAUGGUCCCAUAGGUGUCCCAGGCCUGAUGGGAGAGCCAGGUUCCUUCGGCGCCAAGGGCAGCAAAGGCGAGCGCGGCGUUCGAGGACCACAAGGCAGAUUGGGCUCUGUGGGUCCUGGAGGUGAGCAAGGAGAUGCCGGGAUACCCGGCAAGCCAGGACCAAUGGGCCUCCAGGGACCCCUUGGGCCCAAAGGCGAGACCGGGCCGGACGGCGACAUGGGUGCAACGGGUAGGAAAGGGAUAAAGGGCCAAAAAGGACAAAAGGGUGCGGUUGGCGAUCGUGGAGACAAAGGAGAGCGUGGUCCCAAAGGUGCGGUCGGUCGGACCGGCAAUCCCGGCCCCGCGGGUCCUCCCGGCAUCCCGGGAACCCGAGGUAACCGCGGCCCGCUCGGAGACCCUGGCGCCAGAGGCCAAGCCGGAUCCAAAGGAGUUCAAGGUCCCAUCGGUCCCGGGCUGUCGGACGAGCAGGUGCUGCAGCUGUGCCGCAGCGUGGUCACAGCUCAGCUCUCGCAGUACGCCCCCUCCAUCCGUGCUAAGUGCACGCAAGGAUGUCCCAUCAACAACCGCACGCUCAUCGGACCCCCGGGAGCCAAAGGACCUGCGGGACCAGCCGGCAAAACGGGCAAAGCGGGCAGAGCUGGAUCCAAGGGAGCCCGCGGUGUUCAGGGAGACCAAGGCCUGGAGGGAGAGAAAGGAGCGCAGGGUGAACGAGGCAAAAAGGGUCCGAAAGGAAAUUCGGGUGAUCCGGGAAAAGGCUUCCCGGGACUUGAUGGACCUCAAGGAGCCCCUGGUGAGACCACGUUUUCAUUGUUCCGACUAACAGAAGCAGUAAGGGGCAGCUUGUUUGUGAAUAAAUCCGUGUGCCUUGUGGUACAUUAGUAAGACAUCAUCAGGUGUGCUUUGGGAAAUUAUACAAUGCCAAUUAUUUUGACAUAAAAUGAAUUAUUUUCCAAUUUUAAAAAAUGUUUUGUAGUUAAAAUUGGUCCCGUGACAU
Molecule: messenger RNA, 2364 nt
Organism: Hippocampus comes (tiger tail seahorse)
Lineage: Eukaryota; Metazoa; Chordata; Actinopteri; Syngnathiformes; Syngnathidae
Product: collagen alpha-2(I) chain
Exons: 26
Coding region: 369-2249 (626 amino acids)
Cellular component (GO): extracellular matrix
Source: RefSeq, a predicted model, not a curated record